AUGGGAAUUCGAGGGAUUCCACUAGCCUGUGGCCGAGGGUUCUACAAAUCUUCCUCUCAAGAUCUUCAGUGCUCUCGUUGCCCAACUCACAGUUUUUCUGAUAAAGAAGGUUCUUCAAGAUGUGAAUGUGAGGAUGGGUAUUAUAGGGCUCCAUCUGACCCACCAUAUGUUGCGUGCACAAGGCCUCCAUCUGCACCACAGAACCUCAUUUUCAACAUCAAUCAAACCACAGUAAGUUUGGAAUGGAGUCCUCCUGCAGACAAUGGGGGAAGAAACGAUGUGACCUACAGAAUAUUGUGUAAGCGGUGCAGUUGGGAGCAGGGCGAGUGUGUUCCUUGUGGGAGUAACAUUGGAUACAUGCCCCAGCAGACUGGAUUAGAGGACAACUACGUCACCGUCAUGGACCUGCUAGCCCACGCGAAUUACACUUUUGAAGUUGAAGCUGUAAAUGGAGUUUCUGACUUAAGCCGAUCCCAGAGGCUCUUUGCCGCUGUCAGUAUCACCACUGGUCAAGCAGCUCCCUCGCAAGUGAGCGGAGUCAUGAAGGAGCGAGUGCUACAGCGGAGUGUGGAGCUUUCCUGGCAGGAGCCAGAGCAUCCCAAUGGAGUCAUCACCGAAUAUGAAAUCAAGUAUUACGAGAAAGAUCAAAGGGAACGUACCUACUCGACAGUAAAAACCAAGUCCACUUCAGCCUCCAUUAAUAACCUGAAGCCAGGAACAGUGUAUGUUUUCCAGAUUCGGGCUUUUACUGCCGCUGGGUAUGGAAACUACAGCCCCAGACUUGAUGUGGCUACGCUAGAGGAAGCUACAGGUAAAAUGUUUGAAGCCACAGCCGUCUCCAGUGAGCAGAACCCCGUCAUUAUCAUCGCUGUGGUCGCCGUUGCGGGGACCAUCAUCCUGGUGUUCAUGGUCUUCGGCUUCAUCAUCGGAAGAAGGCACUGUGGAUAUAGCAAAGCUGACCAAGAAGGGGAUGAAGAGCUUUACUUUCAUUUUAAAUUUCCAGGCACCAAAACCUACAUUGACCCUGAAACCUAUGAGGACCCAAAUAGAGCUGUCCAUCAAUUCGCCAAGGAGCUAGAUGCCUCCUGUAUUAAAAUUGAGCGUGUGAUUGGUGCAGGAGAAUUUGGAGAAGUGUGCAGUGGACGUUUGAAACUUCCAGGGAAAAGAGAUGUUGCUGUGGCCAUAAAAACCCUGAAAGUCGGGUACACGGAAAAACAAAGGAGGGACUUCCUGUGCGAAGCAAGCAUCAUGGGGCAGUUUGACCACCCAAAUGUUGUCCAUUUGGAGGGGGUUGUUACAAGAGGGAAACCUGUCAUGAUUGUAAUAGAAUUCAUGGAAAAUGGAUCUCUAGAUGCAUUUCUCAGGAAACACGACGGGCAAUUUACAGUCAUUCAGUUAGUGGGAAUGCUGAGAGGAAUUGCUGCUGGAAUGAGAUAUUUGGCCGACAUGGGAUACGUUCACAGGGACCUUGCAGCUCGCAAUAUUCUUGUCAACAGCAAUCUUGUCUGUAAAGUGUCAGAUUUUGGCCUUUCCCGGGUUAUAGAGGACGAUCCAGAAGCUGUCUAUACAACAACUGGUGGGAAAAUUCCAGUAAGGUGGACAGCACCCGAAGCCAUCCAGUACCGGAAGUUCACAUCAGCCAGUGAUGUAUGGAGCUAUGGAAUAGUCAUGUGGGAAGUUAUGUCUUACGGAGAGAGACCUUAUUGGGACAUGUCAAAUCAAGAUGUUAUAAAAGCGAUAGAAGAAGGCUAUCGCUUGCCGGCGCCCAUGGACUGCCCCGCGGGCCUGCACCAGCUCAUGCUGGACUGCUGGCAGAAGGAACGCUCCGAAAGGCCCAAGUUCGAGCAGAUAGUUGGAAUUCUGGACAAAAUGAUUCGAAACCCAAGUAGUCUGAAAACACCCUUGGGAACCUGCAGUAGGCCAAUAAGCCCUCUUCUGGAUCAAAACACUCCCGACUUCACUACAUUUUGCUCAGUUGGAGAAUGGCUACAAGCUAUUAAAAUGGAAAGAUAUAAAGAUAACUUCACAGCAGCUGGCUACAACUCCCUUGAAUCAGUUGCCAGAAUGACAAUUGAGGAUGUGAUGAGUUUAGGGAUCACACUGGUUGGCCAUCAAAAGAAAAUCAUGAGCAGCAUUCAGACUAUGAGAGCACAAAUGCUACAUUUACAUGGAACUGGAAUCCAAGUGUGAUGAGCGUUUCUCCCUUCUGAGGGAGAGUGGACUGUGAGAGAACAGUGCUGGCCUUCAGUAUGUGCGUAGAAUGCUGCUAGAAGACAGUUGAUGUCCUGGGUCCUUCCUACAGUGAAGAGAAGAUUUAAGAAGCACCUAUAGACUUGAACUCCUAAGUGCCACCAGAAUAUAUAAAAAGGGAAUUUAGGAUCCACCACUGGUGGCCAGGAAAACAGCAGUGACAAUAAACAAAGUACUACCUGAAACAUCCAAACACCUUGAGCUCUCUAACCUCCUUUUUAUCUUAUAGACUUUUUAAAA
Molecule: messenger RNA, 2490 nt
Organism: Eptesicus fuscus (big brown bat)
Lineage: Eukaryota; Metazoa; Chordata; Mammalia; Chiroptera; Vespertilionidae
Product: ephrin type-A receptor 7
Exons: 15
Coding region: 1-2190 (729 amino acids)
Biological process (GO): protein phosphorylation; axon guidance
Cellular component (GO): neuron projection
Molecular function (GO): ATP binding; transmembrane-ephrin receptor activity; protein binding
Source: RefSeq, a predicted model, not a curated record